Alternaria atra is the source of this 258-nucleotide messenger RNA. RefSeq lists its product as uncharacterized. The record is from RefSeq and is a predicted model, not a curated record. Bases 1 to 258 code for a protein of 85 amino acids. The transcript has a single exon. NCBI's taxonomy places the organism in Eukaryota, Fungi, Ascomycota, Dothideomycetes, Pleosporales, Pleosporaceae.
AUGGCGAGGAAUCUUCUUCAAAGAGCACAACCCACCAAGGGCAUGAUGUCCGCCCCACCACCAGCCCAACCAACCAACCUCGUCCAAAGCAAAAUCUUCGGCCAGGUCAAGAAAGGCCACGGCCUAACCCGUGCCGGCGAACUAAAGCGAGGCUGCAUGCCCUCGACAGCGGAUCUCCGCACUCAAAUGAGUCCGCCGAAGCGCGGACCGCUCGAUCAAGGUGUAGGUCUCGGCAUUGGCGGCUUGUUGCGAGAGUAA